Cylas formicarius (sweet potato weevil) is the source of this 2928-nucleotide messenger RNA. RefSeq names its product homeobox protein dve-1 (gene dve). Gene Ontology annotation, molecular function: RNA polymerase II cis-regulatory region sequence-specific DNA binding; DNA-binding transcription factor activity, RNA polymerase II-specific. The record is from RefSeq and is a predicted model, not a curated record. Gene Ontology annotation, biological process: chromatin remodeling; regulation of transcription by RNA polymerase II. Bases 170 to 2278 code for a protein of 702 amino acids. The transcript is spliced from 5 exons. Lineage: Eukaryota; Metazoa; Arthropoda; Insecta; Coleoptera; Brentidae.
GCUUUAGUAACGUUCCGGACGUCGUGAGCGGAACAUCUGCGCCGCUCAUCAGCAGGAAAGCGAAGUCACGUUGUUUGCGAUGAUAAUAAUAAUAACGAUUUAAAGGUUUCGAUUGUUUUACCGUUUCUUGUGAAAUUUCGCGAACGGUCAUCGAAUGGUUCGACGGUAGAUGACGAUGGACUUUCAAAGCGCCAUGGAGACGUUUGCCGAAGCGUGGGUCGCCGCCAGUAUCAAGGGGGCACCCUUGUCGGAAGUCGGUGGUACCCAGAGCCAAGCUCUUGCACUGACGAGAAAUAAUAAGACGCCACCACCUUCGGCGGGAAGGACAAGCAGAGACUCGGCAGAAAGAACUUCUACUCCUCAACCGACUUCCACUCCAUUAGAAAAUACCAUAUCUCCGCAUUCGAUCAAGGAAGAAUCGUCAAUAGGCAAAUCGAUUCCCGUGCACUGCAUAGUAGAAGCCAUAUCAACAUUAGAAGAAAAUCGUUACCAGCAUGGGGUGUGGCGUCGAAGACCGAUGGUCGAGACCGACACUUACGUCAUCAUCCCCACGGGUACCCCAUUUCAAAACUUAGUCCAGGCAGCGCUUUACCGUUUGGGGUAUUCUUCGGAAAGCGCUGCCGCUGCCAAAGGGUCUGUUAUUAUAAAAAAUUGGAAAGCGUUGACGUUCGAACAAAUAUCCGACGACCCUUUGGUGACCGUCGGGGAUAUACUGGGCGAGUUGACGACCAUUGCCACACUCAGGAUUCAAGUGUUUCGGGGGAGGCCCGGAUCGUGGGCUGACAUCAAAGACAAGUUGCUGAGAUAUUUGUUGUUGCAGUCCCACAGCGUUCUCAUUUCCUCCGGAUGCCCGUUGGACGAGAUAGUGCUGGCGCAGAUAUGUCGCAGCAAUUCGACAUCUACGGGCGUGUGCCCGGAAUUAUCGGAAGACACGAGACGCAAAUUCGACAUGUGGUGGGCUACGCAAUUCAAUUCCCAAUCGUCAGCGAGCCGAUCCCAAUUCAUCCCGUCUUAUACCAACCAGUACUCGGUACCGCCCCAACCGACUCCGCCACUCGAACGUCCCUUAACGGAAACCACCCAUCCGGCGAUGCAAAACGUGCACAGCCAAUUUCCGACUCAAAAAACCCGCAUGAGAACCAGCUUCGAUCCGGAACUAGAGCUACCGAAACUGCAACGGUGGUUCACGGAGAACCAGCAUCCGAGUCGACAACAAAUCCAGCAAUACGUCAAAGAAUUGAACGGCCUUGAGUCGCGACGCGGACGUAAACCUUUAGACAUCAACAACGUCGUCUAUUGGUUCAAGAACGCGAGGGCCGCACAAAAAAGGGCCGAAGUUAGAAACGUCACGCCGAAUUUGCACCUUUCCGUCAACGGUUACAACAACCACAGCCCGACCAACGGCGGUUUUCUAAUGGCGGAAAACUAUUUAAACUCGGACCGAUUGAAAAACAACGUGCAGAGGCGUGCGCCGCAAAAUUCACACACGUCCGACGAAUUUUCCAAUCCCGGUUCCGACAUGGAAGACGAAGAUUUGAACGAAGUGGUGCAUUCGCCGAGUCCGUCGGUGCCAUUGUCGUUGACGACGCCGCGGAAGUCGAAUUCGCGCGAACCCAGUCCCAAGAACGAAAUCUCGUAUUCGCCGGCCCGAGACAUUCAAACUGAAAAAUGCAAAGAAGAACAACAACAACAAAGAGCGAACUACACGGACAAAGCAUUAUCGAACGAAGAGGACGACCGCGAAACCGAAGACGAGUCUAAGAGUCGCAACGAAUCGAAUGUUUCGCCUAGCAGGUCGAUUACGCAACGUUUCUGUAACUCUCCCGAUAUAAACGCCAGACAGUUGAUACCGCGCAACCACGAAGGUCUGGAUAGGUUAACUUCGGGGUUUCCUCUCGUGCCAAACACGAUGUUCAGCCAUAAUAUCAUGUACAUGAGCCAGUACAUACCGGGUCUGUCUCAUUCGGCACCGUCGAGCGCUCUGAGCAUGUCGAGCUUGACCGUCGACGAAAGACGUAAAAGAAAUCGAACGUUUAUCGAUCCCGUGACGGAGGUGCCAAGGCUCGAGCAAUGGUUCGCUAUCAACACUCACCCGUCGCAUAAUUUAAUCAUAAAGUACACGGAAGAACUAAACUGUAUGGCGUACCGUCAGAAAUUCCCGCGGCUCGAGCCGAAAAACGUGCAAUUUUGGUUCAAAAACCGCCGCGCCAAAUGCAAACGGUUAAAAAUGUCCCUGUACGACGUACAUUCGGGCCAGUUCCACCACGAGCGUGAGUAAAAACAAAAAGAAACAUUGCCAAAGCUUUAAGACAAUAAAUGCGACCGAAAGUAUCGGCCGAUGAUAACUCUUGCCACGUCUUUGAAAAUGCGGUCAUGAAAAAAAAAAUAAACUGCACAAUAGAUAUCUACGCGUACACGGUUAAGGAGAAUAUCAAAAUUUCGAUUAACUCGAUUCUUACGACACGGGUGUUGGCUUCUUUUAAUUAUUAUAUCGUUAGGCAAUAGAAAUUAAAUUCAAUGUAAUCCACAGAAUCGACGCGAUUAAGUAGUAAUUGUGUUUACGUUCCCCAUAAGUCGAACUUCGCAGAACCCAUUUUUUUAAACGUUCCACUAGGUACUGCCCCUUAUUUUAGUGGUGUAUAUAAAAUUAAAGUACUAAACCUCAUUAUGCCAGUUUACAUUGAUAGUACACGUUGACUUUUUAUUGUACCAAAGAUUGUUAAAAAUUUAAUUGUAAAUUAAAACAUGUUAAAGAAAACAGUAUAUUCAAUAUACUUUAAAAAAUGUAUCCUUUAUUUAAAAACUAUACUCUAGGUGUUAUUCGUGUGAAUAAAGUGAUGUGUGAUAAGCCAUAUAUAUUAUAUUAAAACAUACCUUUUGUUAUAUUUUUGUUUUUUAAUUUGAUUUUUAAACGCAUUAAUAAAAAUA